CCUCCGACGCCACGCCCCCUUCCGGCUUCCUCGACACAGCAUGGCUGUUCUGGGCACUUGGCUCUCCUUAGGUGUCCGGAGGCUGCACGUCAGCGUGGCGGCUCGGGCCGGCAGCCAGUGGCGACUUCAGCAGGGCCUGGCUGCCAAUCCUUCCGGCUACGGGCCCCUCACGGAGCUUCCAGACUGGUCGUUCGCCGAUGGUCAUCCGGCUCCCCCAAUGAAAGGCCAACUUCGAAGAAAAACCCAAAGGGAAAAGUUUGCAAGACGAGUUGUACUGCUGUCACAGGAAAUGGAUGCUGGAUUACAGGUGUGGCACCUCAGGCAGCAGGAGAAGCUACAAGAAAAACAACAGAAAAAUGCUUUUAAAGCCAAGCAUGGUGUCCAGGCUCCCCGGCUUUUAAUCCCAGCACUCAGGAAGCGGAGGUAGGAAGAUCGCUGUGAGUUUGAGGCCACCCUGAGACUA
Messenger RNA from Jaculus jaculus (lesser Egyptian jerboa), 463 nucleotides. It is a transcript of the gene Mrpl52, whose product is annotated as mitochondrial ribosomal protein L52. The record is from RefSeq and is a predicted model, not a curated record. Gene Ontology annotation, biological process: mitochondrial translation. NCBI's taxonomy places the organism in Eukaryota, Metazoa, Chordata, Mammalia, Rodentia, Dipodidae. Gene Ontology annotation, molecular function: structural constituent of ribosome. Gene Ontology annotation, cellular component: mitochondrial large ribosomal subunit. The transcript has 5 exons. Bases 41 to 427 code for a protein of 128 amino acids.